GAGAAAUGACCACGUGAAUAGUUGUGGGUGCAACUGUUCAUUCUUAAAACUGCAACUAUUCACAGGCUGAUUUCUUUUUUUCCUUUUGUUUCUGCUUGCACAAAUUUUUGUUCAAUAUCAGAUUUUGUAUGAAUGUAGUCCUUGUAUGCUCUGCUUAUUUAUAUUUUGUCUUUCUCUGGAAGAGGAAGGGAACUGAACUCAGCCACCUCAUUGCUAUCGGAGGAGAUCGCUGCUAGCCCAACUACUUCCAUCUGAACUGGCAGACCGAACACACAUCUCAAACACAGGAGGGGGUUGCAUUGCAGGUUCCUGCGAUCUUGUUGGAGGAGUGACCCGGAGAUAUUGGGCACCAUGUCAUGGGAUACAUUUGUGAUGCUGCUCCUUGUGACUCUGCAGCUUUCAAUUUGCUCUCGCGCGUGCCAACACGGGGGAGCUGCUGCUAACUGGCUGUCAGAAAUGUGCCACACAUCAACGGGGUCCCAUGUCCUGCACAAAUUAAAAAUAGCAUCAGUGCACAUGAAGUCUGUAAAUGUGAUGAACAAUGCUCUAAUCAAUUGUUAAUCUUUUGCACGAACUGAGUUAACACCUGCGUUUGCUUGAUUUUGAAAUGAACACAGAUCGCGGGGGCAUGGCAUGUGUGCUUCUGCUGUAGGCCUCAGGCAGAUGAACAGCAAUUUUUGUGCUGUCACAAUUGCAACCCACCUUUAUUAUUCAGACUCUCGCUGAGUACAGUGUAAACGCGAAGAAGAAAAUAGACAAAUAAAUUGGAACCUAAAAGCUCUCUACUUUAUUGGCACACACGGGGGUGUACACGCCCACGCGUUUGCCUUGUACCAACUGAGGUAGCUAGGCUCCGCCACGGACCUAGUGGAGUGUUCUUCCUCUCAGGUCUCAGCCAUGUUUGUUCAAGGCAGAGAAAGUACAGAGAAAGAGGUCUCAGCCAUCAGUUGCUAGUGUCGCAGUUCACAUUAGCGUGUCGGUCCAAGGAUCUCUCUAUUUAACCCUGCACGCGAACCCCUUCUCUUAUCUGCAGUCUCCAAGUUCAGACUUCAGAGGUGUCGCUGUAGCAGUGUAGCUUCGCUUGCACUUGCACCUGCUGCAUUGCACGCUUUCAGAAGAUGCCAUCACUGCAGGUUCUGCUGCUGCUCUUGCUCGCCCUGAUCUCGCUGUCCUCUUCAGCUCGAGGCUAUGGCGUCGGCCGCUGGAUCAGUGCGCACGCCACCUUCUACGGCGGCGCCGACGCCUCCGGCACGAUGGGCGGCGCGUGCGGGUACGGCGACCUGUACAGCCAGGGUUACGGCACGGAGACGACGGCGCUGAGCACGGCGCUAUUCAGCGGCGGUCUGAGCUGCGGCGCGUGCUUCGAGCUGCGGUGCGCCGGCGGCCGCGGGUCGUGCGCGCCGGGCGGCUCCGUCGUGGUGACGGCCACCAACUUCUGCCCGCCCAACUACGCGCUCCCCAGCGGCGCCGGCGGGUGGUGCAACCCGCCGCUGCGGCACUUCGACCUGUCGCAGCCGGCGUUCCUCCGCAUCGCCCGGUACCGCGCCGGCAUCGUCCCCGUCGCCUACCGCCGGGUGCCCUGCAGGCGGCGGGGCGGCAUGCGCUUCACCGUGAACGGCCACCCCUACUUCAACCUGGUGCUGGUCAGCAACGUGGGCGGCGCCGGCGACGUGCGCGCCGUGGCCGUGCGGGGCGGCGCAGGCGCCCGGGCGCGGUGGCGGGGCAUGGCCCGGAACUGGGGCCAGAACUGGCAGAGCGGCGCGCGCCUCGACGGGCAGGCGCUCUCCUUCAGGGUCACCACCAGCGACCGCCACUCCGUCGUCUCCUACAACGUCGCGCCCGCCGGAUGGGCCUUCGGCCAGACGUUCACCGGCGGCCAGUUCCCGUAGUUAAGAUCGGGCCGGAAUGCUGCCACACGUUCGGCACGCAGAGUGGGUUCAUCUUUCAAUACAUUUAUACGAGAUCUUGUACGACUCGUGUAUUCCAAACGAACCUGCACUUGGUGACUCAGAGUGGUGGAAAUCUCUGAGCAU
Messenger RNA from Panicum hallii, 2033 nucleotides. Its product is annotated as expansin-A21-like. Gene Ontology annotation, biological process: plant-type cell wall organization. The record is from RefSeq and is a predicted model, not a curated record. NCBI's taxonomy places the organism in Eukaryota, Viridiplantae, Streptophyta, Magnoliopsida, Poales, Poaceae. Bases 1119 to 1889 code for a protein of 256 amino acids. Gene Ontology annotation, cellular component: extracellular region. The transcript is spliced from 3 exons.